Messenger RNA from Rhodotorula toruloides NP11, 1626 nucleotides. Its product is annotated as aldehyde dehydrogenase, mitochondrial. The record is from RefSeq and is a predicted model, not a curated record. Gene Ontology annotation, molecular function: aldehyde dehydrogenase (NAD+) activity. The transcript has 11 exons. Bases 1 to 1626 code for a protein of 541 amino acids. NCBI's taxonomy places the organism in Eukaryota, Fungi, Basidiomycota, Microbotryomycetes, Sporidiobolales, Sporidiobolaceae.
AUGCUCAGGACUGCUCUGCGGACACUCACAACACCGCCCAUCAGCCGCACACAACCCACCGCACACCUCACCGCGCACUUCUCCCACCUCCCCCGCUUCUCAUCUUCAUUCGCUAUGGCGCCCUCCGCAAAGAUCCAGCUCAACGGCAAAGAGGUCAAGGUGCCCACCGGCAUCUUCAUCAACAACGAGUGGCACGACGCGGCAGACUCGUCCACUUUCGAGGUUCUCAACCCUGCGAACGGCCAAGUGAUCACUUCUGUCGCGCACGGCAAGUCAGAAGAUGUCGACAAGGCUGUCGCCGCGGCUCGUAAGGCGUUCAAGACGACCUGGGGCAAGAACGUCGGGCCUGAAGAGCGCGCCAGCUUGUUGCUCAAGCUCGCAGACUUGAUGGAGCGGGAUCAGCAGUUGCUUGCCGAGAUUGAGAGUGUCAACGGUGGAAAGGGCGUCCGGAUCGCGCGCGACCUCGACAUUGGCGACACGAUCGGCUGCUUGCGGUACUACGCCGGGUGGGCGGGCAAGGUGCACGGCGAGACGAUCGAGACGGCCCCGAAGACCAAGCUGGCGUACACUCUCCUCGAACCGCUCGGCGUCGCUGGCCAGGUCAUCCCCUGGAACUACCCUAUUGGCAUGUGGGGAUGGAAGGUCGCUCCUGCUCUCGCUGCCGGCUGCUCGAUCGUCAUGAAGCCCUCGGAACUCACGCCCCUCAGCGCCCUCUACCUCUGCAACCUGAUCAAAGAAGCCGGCUACCCCGCUGGCGCCGUCAACCUCGUCCCCGGUUUCGGCCAAACCGCCGGCGCCGCCAUCGCAAGCCACAUGGACAUCGACAAAGUCGCCUUCACGGGGUCGGUCAUGACCGGCCGGAAGAUCAUGGAGGCUGCGGCCAAGUCGAACCUCAAGAAGGUUACGCUCGAGUUGGGAGGCAAGAGUCCCGUCCUGGUCUUCCCCUCGGCGGACCUCGAGGAGGCGGCGAACUGGGCGGCGCUCGGAUGCUUCUUCAACAGUGGUCAGGACUGCACCGCUGGUUCGCGCUUGUUGGUACACGAGGAGGUGCACGACAAGUUUAUCGAGAUCCUCGUUGCGAAGGCAAAGGCGUGCGCGAUCGGCAACCCCCUCGACGAAGCGACCUCUUUCGGCCCGCUCAUCUCCUCCGCGCAGCGGGACAAGGUCCUCUCAUACGUCGACUCGGGCGUCUCGGAGGGCGCCAAGGUCGCUACGGGCGGCAAGAAGUGGAAGGCCGAGAACGGCGGGUUCUACGUCGAGCCGACCGUUUUGACGGGGUGCAAGCCGAGCAUGCAGUGCGUGCGCGAGGAGAUCUUCGGACCGGUCAUGUCGGUCAUGACGUUCAAGAGCGAGGAGGAGGCGCUCGAGAUGGCCAACGACUCGAUCUACGGGCUUGCGGCGGGUGUCUUCACAGGCGAUGCGAAGCAGGCGAUGCGCGUUUCGAGCGAAUUGAGCGCUGGCACCGUCUGGGUCAACCAAUACAACGUCCUCUCGAACGCCGUUCCCUUCGGCGGCGUGCGGCAGUCCGGUAUCGGCCGCGAACUCGGUCUCGCGGGCAUCAAGGAGUACCUCUCAACCAAGUCUGUACACCACAACAUCGGUGAGGACCUCUCCUGGCCUCUCUGA